AUGUCAGAGGAUUGUGAAUGGAGAUUUAAGGCUUCUAGCGUUAACAAAUCACAAAUGUUUAAAGUGAGAGAGUUCAAUGAUAAGCAUACAUGUCCGUUGAAGGAUAAGGUGUAUGAGCAACGUCAAGCAAGUAGUAGUCUUAUCGAUGGUAUGAUUAGGUCCAAGCUUACUAAUCAUAAGAGGAAAUACACCCCAAAGGAUAUAAUUGAUGAUGUGAAAUCAGAUUUUGGUGUAGAUGUUAGUUAUAUGUUGGCGUGGCGGGCUAAAGAAAAGGCAAUAAAUUUUUUGAGAGGUAAACCGGCUGAUUCAUACAAUAAAUUACCAGGGUACUUAUAUACAAUGGAUAUGACAUAUCCUGGUUCACACAUAAGAAUGGUAAAAUCGCCACAAAAUGAGUUCAUGUAUGUGUAUAUAUCUUUGUAUGCCUUUAUAAAGGGGUUCGAUCAUUGUAGACCCAUUGUGGUUGUGGAUGGAAGCCACCUAAAAUCGACAUACACCGGGACAUUCGUCUCGGCCAGCACGUUGGAUGGCGCAGGUCAUAUAUUGCCACUAGCAUAUGGUGUUAUUGAUUUAGAGAACGAUGUUGCUUGGUUAAGGUUCUUUGAGCAAUUCAAGGAAGCAUAUGGUGAGAGGGAAAACAUGUGCAUCAUUUCAGAUAGAAAUGAGAGCAUUAUCAAAUUUGUAUCGAGAGUGUAUCCAAUGGUACCACAUUUUACUUGUAUAUGA
Molecule: messenger RNA, 726 nt
Organism: Nicotiana tabacum (common tobacco)
Lineage: Eukaryota; Viridiplantae; Streptophyta; Magnoliopsida; Solanales; Solanaceae
Source: RefSeq, a predicted model, not a curated record